UCUCAAUAUUGGGUCACCUUGUCGCGUUUUAACGCUCCGUGGGCCGAGUCGUUGCGUGUCUAGGGCAGAGCGAGUCAUCUGUGCGUCCAAGGCACCCGCUGUCGACCCCUAGGAGCCGCGCCGCUAGUCCCCUCUCUCUCACUCCCGGACCAGUGAAAUGGCACUUGCGCUCAGGUCGAUCCGCCAUUCGCUCUCGCGUCCGCUCCUCGGCCAGUUCGCGUGCCGCACUCUGCCAGUCUCCUUGUGUCUACCGGCAGUGAGGAACCUUUGUGAAGCCAUGUCCCUCCCACGCGUUUUCUUCGACAUGACCGUCGACGGCCAGCCCGCCGGCAGGAUCGUGAUUGAGCUGAGAAGCGAUGUUGUCCCCAAGACUGCUGAGAACUUCCGGGCACUCUGCACUGGCGAGCAGGGCUUUGGCUACAAGGGCUCCAUCUUCCACCGUGUCAUCCCCAACUUCAUGUGCCAGGGUGGUGACUUCACCAACCACAAUGGCACUGGUGGCAAGUCCAUCUACGGUCGCAAGUUCGCUGACGAGAACUUCCAGCUCAAGCACACCGGACCUGGUAUCAUGUCCAUGGCCAAUGCUGGUCCCAACACCAACGGCAGCCAGUUCUUCAUUACCACUGUGAAGACCAGCUGGCUCGACAACAAGCACGUCGUCUUCGGCAGUGUGAUUGAGGGCAUGGAUGUCGUGAAGAAGUUGGAAUCCUUCGGCUCCCACGAUGGCAAGACCUCCAAGAAGGUGGUUGUUGCUGACUGUGGCCAGCUGUCAUGAACACCUGUGCAACUAGCCAUUUUAACUUAAAUUUUUUUUCUUGUGGCUACCUAUUCAACUUGAUCUUCAUUCCCUCAUGUAAACUGACAUUAAUGUAUCAAUUGGAGACUGUUCUGCAUUUAGACAGUUUUAUCAUGUGUGCCAGUUGGUGUUACUGUGAUGUUACCAUGCACCUUGUGUAAUUUCCUUGUGAUUAGCCGUGUUUGCUGUCAUGUAUGAUAGAAGAAAAAUGAGUGUUCCUCAUACCUUUUCAUUUUGAAAUAAUUUUAUGUGGUGAAAUACAUCUUGCCUUCAUGUUA
Messenger RNA from Frankliniella occidentalis (western flower thrips), 1074 nucleotides. Its product is annotated as peptidyl-prolyl cis-trans isomerase. Lineage: Eukaryota; Metazoa; Arthropoda; Insecta; Thysanoptera; Thripidae. Gene Ontology annotation, cellular component: intracellular membrane-bounded organelle. The coding region runs from base 158 to 775 and encodes 205 amino acids. Gene Ontology annotation, biological process: protein folding; protein peptidyl-prolyl isomerization. The transcript is spliced from 4 exons. The record is from RefSeq and is a predicted model, not a curated record. Gene Ontology annotation, molecular function: peptidyl-prolyl cis-trans isomerase activity.